GAGCGCAAUAAGCGAAGUUUGAACAUUUGCGCUUGCCGUCGUCGCCCCCAAGACGUCACGUUGUAUUGUCUAUUUUCCAGAAAUGCUACAAUAGCAUCCUAAUUCAUACAUUUCGCACACUGAAUUUAAUCGUAUUUACUACAGAAUUAAAAGAGCAACUUCGCAAACGUAUUUCUGUUCGCUAGGAGACAUUUAAAAGCCAGUUCUGGUCGCGUUUGUAACGUCUUGAAGGCGAUAAAUAAUCCUGUAGGAAACACACUGGCUAAUAAGCUGCAGCUUUUUCUCCAAAAUGAUGAACUAUUCUGACUACGACUCUGAUGGAUACUCGUCUAAUGAAGAUGCAGACUACGUCCCAUCAGAUGAUAACCUCAGUGAGGACGACAUUAAUGAGUGCGAGAAGGAAGACCCUCUGCACGAAGGUGACAGUGUGCCACAUCCUGAUGAUGUCAGCAAGAGGAAGAAGAAGAAGAAGAAACAGGACAUCAGUAUGAGAAACAGGAAGAAAGGAGUGCUGAAAGUAGACGGCGAAGAUAAGGACGGAGGUGGAGCAGAAGAGGCUCCGCUGCCACAGGAAGAGGUGAGAAAAGUCCCAGAGGUACAGGAGGAGGUCGAGGCAAGACAGAAGAAAAAAUCAGAUGACCUCUGGGCGAGUUUCCUGUCUGACGUUGGAACCAGACCCAAAGACGCCGCACCCGUCUCCCAGUCGAGCAGCACACGGGAGGAUGAUUCUUCAGUAUUGAAGGUUGCUCCUUUGAGUACAGAAACAAAAGCAUCAGAAGCUGCUAAAGUCACCAUCACUAAAGUGUUUGACUUCGCUGGAGAGGAAGUUAGGGUGAAUAAGGUGGUAUCAGCAGACUCCAGAGAAGCUAAGAGUUUUCUAAAGAGCCUGAACACCAAAGAGGAGGAAAAUGGAGACAAGAAGGAGGCCUCAUCACCCAGCGAACCACCUGGACCCAGUGCCAAGAGGCCAGCAGGCAUGUCGAGUAUCCUGAGUCGUUUCGGGGGAAAGAAACAGAAGAUGAGCACGCUGGAAAAGUCUAAGAUGGACUGGGACGCUUUUAAAUCAGAGGAGGGCAUCACUGAGGAGCUGGCCAUCCACAACAGAGGCAGAGAGGGGUUUGUGGAGCGGAAGAACUUCUUGGAGCGCGUGGACCAUCGCCAGUUUGAGAUAGAAAAAGCAGUGCGACAGAGCAACGUGAAACACUGACACAGACUGACAGCACACACACACACACACACACACACACACACACACACACACACACACACGCACACACACACACACACACACACACACUCACACACACACACACACACACACACACACACAGGGUGGAACAGAUGUUUAGACUUCCUAUAUCUUGCUUUCUCCCUCUCUCUUUAAUGACAGAGUUGCUAUUCCCCCAUACAGUAAAGCGAGCUCAAUCUGGAGCCGUGGCUCCAGUCUAUUUCAGGACGGGGUUAUUAAUAGGCCGAGAUGGUGGAACGAUGGGCUGUUGAGUGUUGCUGCACUUCCAUCCUUGUGAGAACCAAUUAGGGUUUCAAAACUUCACACUGAGGUCAUUUUUUGGGAAGUGAGGCCAUUUCUGCCUGUCCUACUGCCUAUGACAUGGCUAAUUCAGAACUAGGACUAAGGAGUUUUAGGGUUAAAGGACAUUCAGGUUCACACAACUUUUUUCUGUUUUGUUUUGUAUGCAGAUGAUACGUGAACAUAAUGCAGAAAUAACUUCCAAGUUCUUCAACACAGAAGCUAAACCAGAACUUUUUUGCGAAUGCUGUUAAAUUACUUUACGUGACCAUAGCAACUGUCGCUAUGCAGAGGAUUCCGGUCCAGAGUUCUAGAACAUUCUGAACACUUUGUUGCUGGAAACAACAACCGAGCAAAACACAACAGCUGCUGAACUCAUGCCAAAUUGAUCCAAAAAUCUAAACGUUCCAUUGGCUUAAUUUAUCUGAUGACUUCUUCAAAGCUCAGCUUCUAACUUCAUCCCACCACCUUCAUCUAGUGUUGUCAUCCAGGAACAUUUCAUGUCCAUUAGAGUUUUGGUAAUAGAUCAACCAAUAGUCACCCUAGUAUUACCUUACCUUAUUACCUUAUUAUUAUGGGGGGGGGGUCAAUUAGCUGGCAGAAAUGCAUUCAAACAGCCCAGAUCUGCUGACAGUGGCCGUCUUUUAAAUAAAGUUAGCUGAAGGAUACACAUAUGCCUAUGUCUGGUUUUCAAAAUAAGGGCAUAACGAGUUAAUACAAAAUACAUGUAUGGAAAAAUUACUAAAUGGAACUGCAUAUAAAACGUGUUUCCUGUCCCUUAUAAAUGAAAAAGGAAAUACCAUUAAAAAUAUUUGGUGUCAAUGACUGAAACAUUUGAGUUAAAUUGCCUUUAUCUGUAUAACUGUAAUCUAUAAAAUCACAUUGGUCUAUAAUUCCUGACAUUGACUGAUAUAUUUCAGUUCAGGACAUCUCUGACUACAUACCAUACAUGCUGAAAAUAA
This is a messenger RNA of Centropristis striata (black sea bass), 2490 nucleotides long. RefSeq names its product craniofacial development protein 1 (gene cfdp1). The transcript is spliced from 7 exons. The coding region runs from base 290 to 1207 and encodes 305 amino acids. NCBI's taxonomy places the organism in Eukaryota, Metazoa, Chordata, Actinopteri, Perciformes, Serranidae. The record is from RefSeq and is a predicted model, not a curated record.